CCUUUUGGUCUUUUCCGUGCCAAAAUUGAGAUCUCGAUCCAAUCUCGAUUGCGGUCGGUUCGUGCCCUAGAUCCUCGAUUCGAAGGCGCAUCGCGUCCGAUUUCGUUAUCUAUCCCGUUUUGAUUGUUACCGGUUCUUGUUAUGUUCGUCAGCCUUGCUCUGCUGUUUUGAAAAUUAUUGUCCGUGAUUCCUGUUUCCAUAUCUGUAGAUCUAGAUUUGCAAGCUGAAUUUGUUUGUUUUUUUGUUGAUUGAUCAUAAUACUUUUUAGCUGGGGCUAAAUCGAUUAUUUGUUUGGGGGUUCGAGCCUUAGAUCCGUAUGAAGAUUUUAUUUAUAGGAAUUGUUUGAUCCGCCGGCUUCCAGAUUUUGAUUUGUACCGAACGAUCCUUCAAAUUGAAGGCUUCAGUAUUCCUUGUUUUAUAAUUGUUUUGUUUAUAGAGUUCUCGAAGUGAUUAAGUGCUCUUAUUUACCUUCAUAUUCUUGUGCCCGCCGUCCCCGAUAUAACAAAUUCUGAAAUUUAUGCAACUACUGGUGGAUUGGAGCUCGUAUUUUCUUCGGGCAUUCCUUUGGAUCAGCUAUUGAGAGAUUGAGAAGGUGUAAUUCUGGAAAUCUAACAAUUUUCUACGAAAGAAGAGAUGGGAAGCAUAAAACGUAGUUUAGUUGUCCAGACCAGAAUGGAAUGCCUUUCAUAUAGAUUGAAGAUGUACAACAGGCAGCCUUGUGUUACUGACGACUCAUACCAGCUUUCCCACGAACACCUACGGCAAUUGGAGUGUGCCGGCCAUUUUCGCUCAUCAACAGAAGUUCCUUCGUUUAAGUUUGUUUCUGGGAAACAGCAAUUGGCAGGUUUUGUGCGUGUCUCUGCGUGUGUGUGUGUGUGUGAAGAUGGAGAACAGGAUUGUUUUGACAGCGGGGCUGACUUGGGGUUCAGGGUGAGAACUGAUGACAUAUCCAGUGUGUUUACUGCAAGUGUGCUUGACUGCACCCUUAACCCUUCAAUUGCCUCCGAAAGCUCCUUGGGAACUGCAGUCAUCGAGAAUGGCAAACGGCCGUCGAUCCAUUUUUGUGAUGAAAUGGCGAAUAAGCGAGCCAGACAAGAGGAUCAAGAGGCAAAGUUGGAACACUCAGAUGGAAACUCUUUCGUCAGCAUCCCCCCUGAGGGAAAACAUCCAGAGGAGGCAGAGUGGAGAAACCAAACAGCCAUUGUGGAUACUAAUGUUAAAGGCUUCGAAGCAGGAGGCGAAGUUCAUCACCAAAUAACUCGAUCCGAUCCGCCGGAAGAUGUUUUUUUCCAGUUUUCGGAUCAUUUCCAUUGGAGACAUGUCCCCAUCGGACCAGAUCAUCAAGCUGAUCUUCCAAAUUUUACAUCUCCAGAUUCUAACUCGUCCUCAAUCAAUCUAAUGAUGUCAUAUGCCAGUCAUGAUGAAGCUAGCGAUAAGUGGCUGGGAACCAUCGUCAGCCCUAUGCCAGACCCAGACUCUAUCGCUGCGGAAGCUCGAAUCUGUCACCCUAAGAUCGUUUGCGACUGCGCCGAUGAAGGUUCUAUCAAAUGUGUGUGGAAACAUGUGACGGAAGCCAGGGAGAAGCUCAUCAAAGAGCUGGGUGAGGAAGAGUUCAUACAACUAGGAUUUUCCCACAUGGGAGAGACAGUAUCCCAAAGAUGGACUGAAGAGGAGGAGAACCUUUUCUAUGAUGUGGUGCAAUCGAACCCCGAAUCGGCAGGCAGAAACUUCUGGGUCAUGCUCCGCAAGCCUUUCCCAUCGUCCAGUUUCAAAGAGUUGGUCAGCUACUACUUUAAUGUCUUCAUUCUCCGGAAAAGAGCCCAUCAGAACCGGUUCGACCGGUCGAAUGUUGAUAGUGAUGAUGAUGAGUGGCGAGAAAGCGGCGAUAUGGAUUUCCCCGAUGAAGGUGAAGAGGAAGUGAAGUCUGUAUUGGGGUCACUUCCGGUCGAGAAUGAUGACUCUCAUCCCGUCGGAACUGACGAGGAGGAAGAUUACAGAGCAUUGCAAACCUUGGAUGGAAAUUCAGCACAUUCUACGUCUGAUUAUGAGCAUAAUGAUGGCAAUGGUGAUUCAAAUCCAUAAAAAAAUCAACUGUGUUGAAGGCAGAUGGCGAAGAGAAGGGGAUGAUCUUCAGGAAAAGAUGGUUCUGGUUUCAGCUGAUUCUAAUUUGAACUCAUCUGCAAAGCUGAAAAAAUGAACUGCAUUUGCAAUUGAUGGCGGUGGAUCAAUCGCAUCAUCCAUUUUUUUUCCGGCGAAUCCAUGCUGGCCUGCCUUCUCUUUCUGACAAUCAUAAUUCAUGAAUCUGCUGAGGAAUUAAAAUAUUCUUUCUGUUGUAUGUUUUCUUUUAUUUUUUUGUAAUUUUAUUUUUGAAGGGAUAAAUAUUUCGUUGUUAGAGGAAAAAUUGUUAUGGACGUUUUAAGUAGAUUAGAGUAAUACGUAAUUACUAUCCCA
Molecule: messenger RNA, 2451 nt
Organism: Phalaenopsis equestris
Lineage: Eukaryota; Viridiplantae; Streptophyta; Magnoliopsida; Asparagales; Orchidaceae
Exons: 6
Coding region: 634-2082 (482 amino acids)
Source: RefSeq, a predicted model, not a curated record